AUGUCCAUGGGUAUGGACGCUGAGCAGCAAGAAGAAGAGUGCUGGUAUCAACUCCGGCGUGUGGGCCAUACAGCUACAUUACCUAAGGUUCGAGAUGUUAUGAAACUUCAUGUUGGUGUGACAAAGUUUGGCCGUGCAGCAAGUAAUCACUAUUAUCUCGACUCGGCCACACUGCCGAACUUCAUAUCACGCCAUCACUCGGAGAUCCAUGGAAUCCGUGAUGAGGAUGGACUCAUCAAGUUUGUCCUACAUGACAAGGGUCUUAAUGGAACCUUCAUUAACGACAUCAAGAUGCAGAGCUCAUGUGAACUUGAGGAAGGGGACAAGAUAACAUUUGGUCACACAAAUGGCUACAAAUUGGCACCUGGCCAACAUUCAAGGCAGCCUCACUCUGAAUUCCAGUUUAUAUUUGAAAAAGUUUACAGAAGUAAUGAAAACAUAGUUAACAAUGGAGUCAAGCAAGAAAAGGAAAACAGCACAUUAAGCGACACGGAAAAACGGAAACGAAUUUGUGCGCGGGACAAUGCUGUAGAUAUCGAAACAUUCAAAGAAAGAUGGUCUAGAAAUAAUUCAAAUUCAAAAACUGAAAGUGAUUCAGACAAAACUUCAGCAACUCGCAUUAAAACUAUCGAAAAUGUAUCUCAGGACAAUGAUUCAUGUUCCUCAUCGUCAUCUUCAUCAUCUUCAUCAUCAGCUUCAUCUGGUUCAUCAUCAUCAUCAUCAAGUUCAUCUUCAUCAGUCAGAUCUUCAUCAAAAUCUCCAAAUUCACAUACAGCGGACCAUGCAGCAGACACUGAUACGCCAAGUUUUAAUAUAUCUCAAAACCGUCACGAAAAUUCUACAAUUAUUAUGUCUGAGCCGAAUAGUGAUAAGGAUGAGAGCGAUGAAAAUGACAAUGAAAAUGAUAAUGUUUCAGAACAAUCUAGCCAAUCUUUGCAUAAAGUAGACAAUGAUAGUGAUGAUAGUGAACAGUCUGAUUCGAACUCUGGUGAUAAUUCGGACGACGAUGCAUCAAAUAAUGAAGAUGAGGAUGAUAAGUUCAAAAGUGAUAGUGAGAAUGACAAUGAAAGUGAUACUGAAAUGAAAGAGGACAAUGAAAACCAAAAAGACAGCAGUGAAGAAGAAGACGAGGAAGAAGAACCUAAGGAAAUAGAACAACUGCCAAGUCCUGUUCCUGUAAAAAGAAAGAGUAGAGCUCCUAAAAAAGGAGCAAAAACAAAAAGAAUGAAACUUGCCAUGCCAUCACGACGAGGAAGACAGAGUCGGAAGAUGUUAAAAAGAAACAGUAAAAGUUCGGACUUCAAUGAUAAUGACGACCUGCCAUCACUAAAUGGAGGAAGCAGUCAUGACUCCAUGAUGAACGAAGACAAAGCUGAGAGCCACAGAGACCCAUACCUAUUCGCCAGCGAGGAAAGCAGUGAUGAUGAAACCAAUACACGCCUUAAAGCCAUCAUCCACAAGAUAGGAAAGAUAGGCACGAGACCAACCACAGGGAAAAAACGACAAAAGAAAACAAUGAAAAAGAAAACUCAGCAGAGGAAGCCCUUAAUUCCACCGCCACCACCCCCUAAAUCUGCAGCUCGGAAAAGGAAAGCACCUCCAGCCCCUGUGGCAGCCACAUCUGGGCGUGGCCGAGGUAAGAAGGCUAAGCCAACACCUGGGCGUGGCCGGAGAAGACGGGGCCACAGCAGUGAGAGCAGUGACCCAGAGGAGGAAGAGCUGGAGGAUAAUUUGGAGGAGGGAGUGGAGUGGUAUGAAGUGGAAACAUGUGAUGCAGAUGACUGUAAAAGACCGAGCGAUAAAACAGUGGCCUGGGUACAAUGUGACUACUGUGAUAAGUGGUUCCAUACGCAAUGUGUGAAUUGUAAGUAUGAGCAUGUGAAUGAUCCAGACAUCAAAUUCAACUGUGGAUGCUCAUAAAAUGGCAUUGAAAAAUGAAUUAUUGGGAAGAACACUGAAGAAAAUAA
Ylistrum balloti is the source of this 1967-nucleotide messenger RNA. RefSeq lists its product as uncharacterized. The transcript has 9 exons. The record is from RefSeq and is a predicted model, not a curated record. Gene Ontology annotation, cellular component: nucleus. Gene Ontology annotation, biological process: regulation of gene expression. Gene Ontology annotation, molecular function: protein binding. NCBI's taxonomy places the organism in Eukaryota, Metazoa, Mollusca, Bivalvia, Pectinida, Pectinidae. The coding region runs from base 1 to 1920 and encodes 639 amino acids.